Molecule: messenger RNA, 5403 nt
Organism: Stylophora pistillata
Lineage: Eukaryota; Metazoa; Cnidaria; Anthozoa; Scleractinia; Pocilloporidae
Product: vitellogenin
Biological process (GO): lipid transport
Molecular function (GO): lipid carrier activity
Source: RefSeq, a predicted model, not a curated record
CCGGCGACUGCAAAUAUGAAGGUGUUCGCUUUUCUCUUGUUCGCUGGAGUUUCUCUUGCACACUAUCGAGGUGGUCGAGAAAGACAGAAGGGUAACUACCUAACGGAGCCUCAUAAGAAACCCAAUUCUGUACGAAGUAAAUGUAACAUCUUAUAGCCAAUCAGAGUCGCACACUGUCUCCCCUGUCUCGGAUGAACUAAAGCCGCUCCUGGAACGACCAAUCAAGUUUGAAUACAAAGAGGGAAAAGUUGGUGAGAUCUUCUGUAAUGACGAUGAGCCGGAGUACAUUUUGAACAUCAAGAGAGGAAUCCUUUCCAUGAUCCAUCAUAACUUUACCAAGCCUGAGUCUUCAUUAAAUCACGGUGAACCAAGACUAUACAGGAACUGGGAGUUCAGCUCUCGUGGUUUGUGUGAAAAUCUGUAUGAUGUGCGUCACAACACACUGGAGACCAACACACUCAAAGAAUUGCAAAUCACAAAGACCUUAAACCUGCACAACUGCACUGGAAAACCCCGCGUGUUUUCAAACGUUCCAGGUGUGCGAUGUCUCAGCGAGAACUGCAGCGUCAUUGAUGAGCCCCUACAGAUCUCUGUGUCAACUUCAUGUGAUCUUUUUGGAACCGAGGAACAAUUUGUGGUGAAGAAGUGUAGAACAAUGGGAAGAUAUAUUUUUGCACCAACACAGAUGAAAGGAAACGCCAGAACUUUGACUAAGCAAUACCUGAAGUUCAAGGAAGAGAAGUUUGGAUCACAAACUUAUAACGUUAAUGGCGUCACCGCUAGAACAUUGGAAAUGACUUUGGAUGACGGGGAGAAGAAACCAGAAGAUGAGGCACAACGCGAUCAAACUGCAACCAUGGUGAAAAAGGUGAUCAACGACUUGAUCAAGAGUGUGGAGGAGAAUAAUUGGAUGUCUUGGCAGUUCAGCCGUUUGGUGGAAACAUUACGUAGGGCUUGCAAGAAAACUCUUAUCAAGAUCUGGAACGACUGCUACAAUGACGAGAAACACAGGCAAUGGCUGCUGGAAGCUCUGCCUUAUGUCUAUAAGGAGGAGGUCUUUGAACUCAUCGCGGAGAAAAUCGGGAAAAGAGAACUGGACACUGGGAUGGCAGUGUCACUUAUUCGUGGUCUAGCAUUAACUCCUAAUCCAACAGAAAAUAUGUGCACAACUGUUUUGGGUCUGUGUUCUCGUUCUGUUGUCCAAGAAGACGAAACUCUGAAAAAAACCUGCCACCUUACCGCUGGUACCUUGAUGCACGACUACUGCAAAGACAAUGACGUCACGUGCCUUGCCGAUAAAGUGACUGAGAUAAAGAGUCGUUUGCAGUCUGCCAAUUAUCGUGAGAAGAUUUUCAUCUUGAAGGGCAUCGGCAAUUUCGGUCAUAGAGCCUUUUACAGACCUCUCUUGGAAAUCAUCAAGGACAACCACAACUCUCUGGAAUUACGCAUCACAGCUGUGUAUGCUCUAAGGAGAAUCGCUCCGAAAAUUUCACAUAAGGUACUACCAGUGUUGUUAGAGAUCUUCCGUCAACCAAACAGCGACGCCGAACUGCGCAUGGCCUGUUUCGUGAUCAUUUGCGAUUGCAAACCUGGUCCAGCGGUGUUCAACUUGGUAGUCAAGCAGCUCUAUUACGAACGCACCAAUCAAGUGCGAUCUUUCGUGGUGUCUUUUAUCAAAGGGAUGGCUUUCUCUAGAUACCCCUGUGACGAAAAAAUGGCUCAUACCGCACGAAUCGCUCUUCGAAUCGCUCUUCGAGCACUAAAGAGAUACAAGAUAAACCCAGUGAGCUCCAAAUGGCUACACUUUGGCGAUUUCUCCGAUCUUCUCCAGAUGGGAAGUUCAGCUGAUCUUCGCAUGAUUUCCACGCCAUCAAGCUUCAUCCCGAGAGCCAUUAACUCUAAAGUCAAGCUACACACCGGAUUGCUUGGAAAAUCUCUGAAUCUGUUUGAGACUGGCAUCCGUGGUGAGGGAAUCCAAGAACUGCUUCAACGUGUUAUGGGACCGAGAGGUCACUACAGCGGAGAGAAGAGUUUGUUUAGCUUGCUCAGGCCGAAAAGAAGUUUGGACAAUAGUCAGAAAGAAAUCAAUGAAAUCCAAAACCAGCUGCCAAUCACUGAACAUGAAGAGGAGAAAGCCAAAGGUUCCUUCUACUUCAAAGUUUUUGGAAAAGAAUUGUUCUAUAACUAUUUCACCUAUGAUGACGUCAAAGAGUUAAUUGAAGACGGAGUCAUCAGAUUUAGCAACGACCUAAAGGACCUGCUGAAGAAAGGUAAAAACUGGAAUAUCACCAAAGUACUCCGUCCGAUUGAAGUGAAGAUACGCCAGCCCUCGUGCGUUGGUCUGCCCCUGGAUUUCUCUGUGGACAGCGUUUUAUUCCUGCGUUUGAACACCACAGUAAAAGCUGAGGUUCAUCCGAGAUUCUUUAUUCCUCUUCCCGAUCAAGUCACUCUUAGCGGAAAAUUGAACAUCAGUGUUCUUCAUUCCAUGUGGGGAAAAAUGAAAGUAAGUCUCCCUCAGUUGGAGACUGGUAGCAAGCUAAAGAUCCACACCAACAUCACCACUGGGUUAGGUGGCAGAUUCCAAUGCAACCUCAAAAAUCAGAGCUACACCACAGAGAUGGACCUGCCGCAUGAGAGACAAGAGAUUUUGUCAACUUACAAAAAGAGCAACACCUGGCUGAUGUACAGAAAACCUGUCCAAGGAUCCAACGAUUGGUCUUCACUUUACAGAAGCUCAGAGCUGGACGGAUUUGAGAUUGGAGAAGUUACUGAGAUUAGCAGAGGACAUCAUCAUCAUCGCUAUGCCAACUGGACUCUGAGGGCAGGCAAUGGAAAAUACUUGUCUGUGAAUGAGGGAAAUGAACUCAUCUUAAGCGAACAUCCCACUGUCUUCAAAGUCUUUUUCAUCGACGGAAAUCAUCAAUUUGUGAAACUUUUUGUCACCGGAAAGGGAUUCGUAAAGGUGAGGCCAAAUUCCAAAGGUUGUUUAGAGACCGCAGAUGAUGCGCGCUAUCCCAAGCUCUUUAAGAUCACAUUCGUGAAUGGUCGCCGCCAUGUUCGUCUUGCGACAGUUGUGUAUAUUCACCAUGAUGCAUCCAAGAACCCUGUAGAAUGGACCCGCACAACUGUACCUAUGAACACAGAUCAAGUCACGUUAUUCCAACACAUGAUCGAAGAUAUUGAGCCACAGAAGGGAUAUGAGGAAAAAUGGCGCUAUAUCAGUGACUUGCCCUUGGAUUUGUCCUCGGAUAAUGUUGCGGAGAAUGACGGACUGCAUCCACAUCACAUGAAGAUCGUGUUUGUUACAUCUGUGGCAGGCAAGCUAUGUUUGAGGCCAAACCGAACUGAGGAAUCUGUGUUCUCUGUAAGGAGACAUCACACAAACUCGAGCGAACUGUGUUAUGGCAGGCAAAUCCUUGGUUUCGAUGUGUGCUUGAGUGGCAGAUACAUUGCGCCACACACUCUCCAUCCCCCUGCCUUCCCGUUCUGCGGUCCAGCCAGACUCGACAUCUCCGUCCAACCAAGCAGAAAUCCAGCUCAGAAAAUCCAAUUCAAGUUUGGCAAAGGAGAUCGAUUCGAUGAACACCACAAGACAUGGAGGGCCGGAAUUUACCUUCAAGGCACAAACCCCGAGAAAAAAAUUGAAGCUGACGUAGACUAUAACGUCGAUAAUCAGAGGACUGACGUCACCGUCGAUAUCCAUAACAUGUAUCCAUGGCUCAAGAAAGUUUGCAUCAUCAACCAAGUGACCAGUGAUAAUGUAAUGGAGUUUGACUUGAGAUUUGGUGAAAAUUGCCUCAGUGAUUAUGAAGUGCAGACCCGCAUCUCCAUCAAAGAACCAAGUCGCAGACAAUUGAACAUCGUUACUUCUUACAACAAACUGCCAGAACCAGUCUUAAUGAUGUGCUACAAUCUUCUGAAAAAGUUUGCCCAGCGCUACUAUCACAGACUUAGCGAUUGGGAAUUUGCUAGGAACGAGAAGAACGAAGUCGAAUUUGUUGUGAAAUUUAAAACUGACCAACUUGUCGAUCUCCAACUUCAUACACCUUCCCACACGAUGAUAAUGGAAGACGUCGAGUUCAAGAGCGAUGGUUUCAUUCCUCGCGGAUCCAAUUACUACAACACAUUUCUACACUUGUCCUCUCCGGUUUGCACCGUGGACCAUGACACUUUAAAAACCUUUGAUGACGUCGAGAUCCAAUACUCGUUACCAGACCGUUGCAUGCACGUGCUGGCCAAAGACUGUACGAAGAACAGCUCCUUUUUAGUUCUCAUGUCCAAAGAAACCCAACACUCAGAUGACAAGAUCAUUGAAAUAUUUGUCGAGAAGGAAAAGAUACGAAUCGAACGUUUGAAAGGAGGAUAUCAGAUUCAGGUGAACGGAAAGGUCCAACAAAACCGGCCAAUCCGCCACAAGAACAUCGCCACCAUAACCGAAGAACCAGCGAGUGGCAGACUUCAUGUGUUGUGCGAUAUUGGCCUUCAAGUUGAGAUCGUGCGUGGAAGCAAAAUUGAUGUCCGUGUAUCGCGAUACUUUUUCAACCGAACGUGUGGAAUGUGUGGCGACUGUAAUGCUGAACAGUUCCAUGACCUGAAAACUCCACAAGGCAAAUUAUUCACCAGCUAUGAUGAUCUGAAGUAUGGUCAAAUGUGGAUGGUGCCAAUGAAAACCUGCACUAAAGGUGGAUGUGAUCUCAAGAAAGAAUACUCCAAGAUCACAAGAACCAUCGACGGCAAGACCUACUACUGCUACCCUACUACCCCAGUCCUCCGCUGUCAUACUGGUUGCCAGGCUACCAAGACCAAGAUGACAUCAUUCCCAAUGACUUGCGUGGUUGCUGAAACUAAGCAGUCAGACAAAAUAUUGGAUAGUUUGGGAAAACCUAGUUUGGAUUUGACCGGAAGUAUCGUGUACUUCAGGGAAGUUCUGGAAGAAGAAAUAGAAUGCGAAUGCAACCAUUGUCUCCAGUGAGCAUUCAUUCUCAAGGGAAAUUUACCAGGUUACCAGGAAGCGAAACGGACCGUUAUCAAGGAAGUGAUUUCAAUGUUCACAAAAUUGUUAGCUUUUAUCAUUGAUUACUAGGAAAGAAAUUGUCUAAUAACCUCGCGAGAUCAAACAUUUUUGAGUUUUUUUUAUUUUAUUUUUUUCCUUAAAGGGGCAGCUUUUUAUAUCAGUUUUAAAUAGUUGCAGCAACGUUUCUCUUUUAUAAAGAGUUCACACGCCGUAACAGGAUUAUGUAGUUGAUAACACUUUGAGUUGUAGAUUUUUUCUUUUUUUUUUGUCACUUCCGUUCAAGUGUUUGUCUCUAUCUUUCUUUCAUUUUCUUUUUGUUUCGAUAGUUUUUAAGUAUACCAAUAAACAAUCAAUAGGGGACGAAAAUCAAUAAAUGAAGCAUUAACGUA